CCACUCGUUUGCCGUUUGCCAUUCGCAUAAGUUGCAUGCUGGGCUCUCGCCUCUGCCUCGCCUGCUUUUCGCUGUUUGCCUUCUCCUCAUUGUUAUUUUAUUUUCGGUUCGCGCGGUUGUGCAUAUUUUAACAUUUUACAAUAGUAGCGGCAACAAAAACAAAAACAGCUACAAAACAACAAAACAAUAAAGCAACUAUUCUAACAACAACUUGACCACACACACACUCAGUUGGUCAGUCUGUGGACGUGACUACAGCUGCAUACAGAUUGAAACAAAGACGAUUUGGGAUAAGGCACGCGCCUUCAAAUACCUGUUAACGUUCGCUGCCCAUCGCUGACCCAACCCCAACCCCAAUACUAGCACACACCACCCCACUUAUACACACACACACACACACGCACACACAAAUAGCCCAUCGGCAACACAAUGGGCAAGAAGAACUCCAAAUUGAAGCAGGACACCAUUGAUCGUCUGACAACAGACACAUACUUUACCGAGAAGGAGAUACGGCAAUGGCACAAAGGUUUUCUCAAAGACUGCCCGAAUGGCUUGCUGACUGAACAAGGAUUCAUCAAAAUUUAUAAACAAUUCUUUCCGGAUGGGGAUCCCAGUAAAUUUGCCUCAUUGGUGUUUCGGGUAUUCGAUGAAAAUAAUGAUGGAGCUAUUGAAUUCGAGGAAUUCAUUCGUGCGCUUUCCAUAACAUCACGCGGAAAUCUGGAUGAGAAAUUACAUUGGGCCUUCCGUCUGUACGAUGUCGAUAAUGAUGGCUACAUAACACGGGAGGAAAUGUACAACAUUGUUGAUGCCAUAUAUCAGAUGGUGGGUCAGCAACCGCAAACGGAGGAUGAGAACACACCGCAGAAGCGAGUGGAUAAGAUAUUCGAUCAGAUGGAUAAGAAUCACGAUGAUCGUCUCACCUUAGAAGAAUUCCGCGAAGGUAGUAAAGCUGAUCCACGUAUAGUUCAGGCGUUAAGUUUAGGUGGUGAUUAACCGCAAGAUAAAUAGUUGCGCUGAAUUUCAAGAUUGUCAAAAAAAAGAGAGAUGGAACUAUGCCCCGAAGCAGAGUCAACGAAUUCGUGCACAAUAAAAUACAACAAAAAAUAUAUGGUUUGAUAUCUAUUGACUAAAUCAAUUUGCAAGAAGUUUUUACCUCCCACACACAGAUACACAAGUACACACACAUACACAUACAAAUACAACAUACAUAAACACAAACAUAAACAUACAUACAUAAUAUACAUUUGCCAUUUGCCUGGCGGCAGCUUGUUA
This is a messenger RNA of Drosophila albomicans, 1272 nucleotides long. Its product is annotated as frequenin-1. The coding region runs from base 430 to 993 and encodes 187 amino acids. The transcript is spliced from 9 exons. Lineage: Eukaryota; Metazoa; Arthropoda; Insecta; Diptera; Drosophilidae. The record is from RefSeq and is a predicted model, not a curated record. Gene Ontology annotation, molecular function: calcium ion binding; calcium sensitive guanylate cyclase activator activity.